GGACCAUCUUAUAUCAGGCAUAUGUUUACACACAACAAAUUGAAGAUUUUCGUAAUGCUUCUGGCACUGACCACUUACACAGCCGCGGUGGUGCUCAAUGCUGGAGCUGGAUCAGGGGCAUUCAAAGGUGUAUUCCUAAAUACUGUUGGAAACAUCUCAAACAAGUACAACACUGACUUCACACCGGCUGGCUGGGCCUUCCUCAUCUGGAAUGUCAUCUACGUCUGGCAGUUUGCUUGGCUGGGUUAUGCACUGUCAGGAAUCUGCAGAAGGAAUGAACUCGGAUGGGUUUACACAGAGCCAGAUUUACUGCCAAUAUCCUUCUAUCUGGUGUGGAUACUGAACAACGCCAUUAAUGUUGGAUGGCUAUUCCUGUGGGACCGAGAGUAUCUCAUUCCAGCCCUGGUUCUCCUGGCAGUCCUCCCUUUUACCUGUUAUGUUGGUCUCUUCAUUUCACACCGGUCCUUGCAUAUCCAUGCCGUUUGGUUCCUAAAGUCUCACAAAGCAGAGUUGUGGCUCAUCCGAAUUCUGGUGCAAAACGGAAUUGCACUAUAUGCAACAUGGACCACCAUUGCCACUCUGCUGAAUUUUGCCGUGGUGCUGAUCUUCAAUGGGAACAUAUCUAAUAAGAUUGCAACUGCGACCUCUCUGGCCAUCCUGACCUUUGAACUAGUAAUAUGGUUUUCUCUGGAAAACUUUGUGCUUGACAAGUAUGUGCGGUAUAAUCUGACUGUCUACCCAGUGGUCAUUGUAGCACUAACCGGCAUUGUGUGGAAGAACUACUCCCUUUCAUCUCCAACUGACAACAGUGUGUUUACAGUUGUGUUGCUGGCGGUGGCUUGUGUUACCUUUGCUGUUCGGCUGGGAAUAGUCAUAUGGAGACAUUGUAAAAGGCCUCUCAACCGAUCAGAUUCUCCAGCCAUGACACUGUGAAGUAUAUUUCCAAAGUGAAGACCUCAAGGGGGAGAUUUUCAAAGCCAUGAAUGGGAAUCAGGCACCCAACACCCACUCCCCCUGGUGCCUUGACAAUCUCUGAAAUGUGGAACUAUGAACAACACAAAGAGGGUAGUAAGGCGGUUACAGUGAUUUCGUAUAAGCGUUCAGGGCCUCUCUCUUUUUCAGGAUCUCUCUCUCCUUCCACUCUGAUCGAUUACACUUACCCUACCACCUUUAAUUUGACCACUAGACCACUAUGUGUUUUAUUAAAUGGUGUUUUCAGUUUACACCAGAGGAGUAGAUGAACAGAUCCCUCUGACAAAGCCUAAUGCACUUCUGGAUUAAUGGUCAGUAGCACUCAGGUAUGUCCAGCCUGAGGCAGGCCCAUGAACACAGGUGCCACACUUGCACUUUUGCACAGAGACGUUAUCUUUUCCGGUUUAAAAAAUGGUUGUAAAUAAGCAACCCCUCCCUGGUGACCUAAAUGCAUAAACCAAUGGCUCUCUUUCUUCACUGGCCCAGACCUUUGGCCUAGUUUUUGUCAGUGCUGAACCUCUGCAAGUCCCAUUGAAGUCAGUGGGUGCUCAGCACCUCUAAAAAUCAAGCCACUGCGCCCCUUUCUAGCUCUCCCCAACAUGGCAAGAACAAAGCUGCAGUAGUGCUAUAUUUUUAUUUUUGCAGCAUCUGUUUUAACAUUCUGCAUCCAGUGUGUUGGAGUGGUUACAAUUACUGAUUAAUUAUUGUUACUCACACCUUCUUGUCAACUGUUGGAAAUGGGCCAUCCUGAUUAUCACUACAAACGUUUUUUUUCUCCUGCUGAUAAUAGCCCACCUUAAUUGAUUAGUCUCAUUAUAGUUGGUAUGGCAACACCCAUUUUUUCAUUGUUCUCUGUGUAUAAAUAUCUUCCAACUGUAUUUUCCACUGCAUGCAUCCGAUGAAGUGGGUUUUAGCCCACGAAAGCAUAUGCCCAAAUAAAUUUGUUAGUCUCUAAGGUGCCACAUGUACUCCUCGUUCUUUUUGGUUAACUCAAAUGACUUUUAAGGAUUUCUUAUGCUUAAAGCACAUGAAUGUAUGGCAGGAGAUCUGGAUUCUGGUCCCAGCUCUGCCAUGGCUUUCCAGCAUGAGCUUGGCCAAAUUAAUCAACAGUGCUGUGCCUCAGUUUCCCCACCUAUUAUAAUCCCUCAAAUGCUUAUGUCAUUCAUGGUUAUAAACUAGGUUGAGAUCCUCGGAUGGAUGAUGUAAAAUGCAGUGUAUCCUGUAGUGCUGAUAGAAAGAUGAGACUUACUAGAAUAUGUGAUGUUGUUUACUAGAACAAUGGAUAACAUUUUUGUGAUGCACUUUUUGUUUCCAUUCCUUCACAUUUUUUAAAUCAAUAAAGCAACUAAUUACAGGACAUCUAUAUUUUCAGCUAAUAAACUAUUUAUA
This is a messenger RNA of Malaclemys terrapin pileata, 2361 nucleotides long. RefSeq lists its product as uncharacterized. The transcript is spliced from 8 exons. The record is from RefSeq and is a predicted model, not a curated record. The coding region runs from base 22 to 933 and encodes 303 amino acids. Lineage: Eukaryota; Metazoa; Chordata; Testudines; Emydidae.